Molecule: messenger RNA, 2748 nt
Organism: Hippoglossus stenolepis (Pacific halibut)
Lineage: Eukaryota; Metazoa; Chordata; Actinopteri; Pleuronectiformes; Pleuronectidae
Gene: tekt1
Product: tektin 1
Exons: 8
Coding region: 153-1337 (394 amino acids)
Biological process (GO): cilium movement involved in cell motility; cilium assembly
Cellular component (GO): nucleus; microtubule cytoskeleton
Source: RefSeq, a predicted model, not a curated record
UAAAAUGACCCGUGUCCGUCCAUGACACGUUGUUGCCAUAGUAACCAUCUGUGUUGUUCUACUACGGGAACUCAGAGCAGAGGAGGAUAAAACGGUUUGAUUUUGUAAGUUUGUUUAAGCCUCACGGAACAAGGAGUUAAAACUACAGCAACAUGGACCAAAGCACUCCUCAGCAAACAGCUCCUCCCGAUCUCAAGAGUAUUGAGGUCACGAGGAAGCAGUCAGAGCUCUUCAGUGGAGAAUGUAUGAGGCUGAUCCAAGAGACUCAUAAAGCAUCGAAACGCAUGCAUCAUAAUGACAACAUACAACUUGAUCAGAGGGUCAAAGACAUCCAGUUCCUGAAGAGGGAGUUGGAGCUGAAGUUGGAGGAGAUCAUUGAGGAGAUUGAUACCCUCACAGCAUUCCAGAGCAGAGUGGUGAAGGCGCUGGAGGCCUGCAAGGAGCCUCUGAGGGUCACUACUCUCUGUCUGGAGGAGAGGAUUAACCGUCCUACCACUGAGACCCGGCAGGAUGAGGUGAACAGAGAGCUGCAGAAGGAGGGGGAUGCUGCAGAGGGGGCGGCUACCCUCCUGCAGCGUGUAGUGGAGCAGAUCACUGAGCAGAUUCGACUGAACCAAUCUGCCAAGUACCAUUUAGAGGAAGAUCUGAAGGAAAAGUAUCAGGCUCAGUGCAUCGACCACACCUGCACCCUCAUGACCAUCAAUUCCAUCAAAAACCAGCUGGAGUCCAAAAAAACCAACAGUAUUUUGCCGAGCUCGGCAGUGACUCCUCAGCAGUGGGAGAACACCUCAGAGAUGAACAUAGCCAAAGCGGAGCGGCAGAAGACCAACUCGCUUUCACUACGGGCCUUCGCGGAGUCUGUCCUGGAGCAGACGGCUGCUGACAUGCAGAAGCAGGUCCAGGCUACAAAAGUAGCCUUUCAGCUGAACGUCAAUCAAAUCAAGUCUGCCAAGAACCAGAUGGAGGGUCAACUGAGCAAGAUUCUGUCGGAGUUUUCCAGCAUUCAGAGGAUCCGAGAGGAUCUCCAGGUGGCCAUCACACAGAAGGAAGAGUUCCUGAGUCUGGCCCAGGCCCGGGUGGAUUUGCGUCACCAGAGGCCUGACAGAGAGCGAUGUCACGAUCCGGCGCAGAUGCAGCUCCUCACUGAGGUCCAGCAGCUCAAAGCCCACAUCAGCAAACUGCGUGAGGCAGUGGCCCAGUCAGAGGAGGCACAGUGUGCUCUGGUUCGCUGCCAGCGCGAGUUGCAGGAACACAUCAACAUGAAGGCCACCUCUCUCUACGUCGAUGAGGUCACCUGCGCCCAGCACAGGGAGUCCAUUGUCAUACACAACUUCUGAACAGUCAGCAACAGGAGAGCUCUGCACAUGACUGUGGUUUCUUUCACAAUGCAGCAUUUAUAUGAAAUUAAGUUUGAAUUUUGUGAUAUUAUAUUUGUAGUAGUAUGGUCUAAACUGGGUUUGAAAUUUUUUUUCUUGAUUCAUUUUGAUUUGAUUUGAUUUGAUGAUUAUUCUGGCUUCAAUCCUAUUCUUUAGUUUGUUCCCCUCAUAAAAUAUAUAUCUCUCUCCAUCUAUCUAUAAAUACACAAUCACAAAUCUCAUUGGUGAAUUCAAAUUGUAUCUGCUGUUUGAUGUAGGAGUUCAUUAAUGAAUAAAAUAUCCCCAUAUUUAAUUUAAAGGUCCAGUAUAUCGGAUUUAGGGGGAUCUAUUGGCAAAAAUGAAAUGUUCUAUUCAUAUUGUCUUCAUUAGUGUAUUAUUAUUCCAUUUCCUUAGAAGGAGCUCUAUAGGAGCAGGUCCUCCUCCAUGAAGUCCACCAUAUUACUACACCGUAGGAACAUGGUGGUGCAAUAUGUACAUACAUACAUACAUACAUAUAAACAUACACACAAAGUAAUCAUAUAUAAGUACUUUAAUAUUUACCAUACAUUUGUUGGUUCUGUUCCAGUACAUUUCGUUACUUCACUACUUGAGAAAAUAUGUUUCUCUUUAGUUCAAAAAAUAAAAUAAAAUAAACAGCUAAUAUAAUUCAUUUCAGCAAGCCAGUAACAUUCAGCAAAAGAGAGCGGAAAGUUCAGAACAGCAAUACUAAAAACCAAAAGCUCUCCUAAAACCACGCCAUGUUAUGAUAAAAUAAUCUAAUGUAUAUUAAUGAUACACAUUGUAUCAAAAUUGAGCAGCAUAGUAAAGUACAGUAAAUGUAAAGCGACAAUCAUUUCAAAGGCACUUGCUGAAUCCUAAUUUUUCUCUUAAAACACACCAAUAAUAAUAAUGAGUAAAGCUGUCCGUACUUAUUCAUUACAAUCAUCAGUGUAACAUAUGAAGUUGUCCAUCUGACUGUGAUGCCACAAACAGUACUUCUACGGGAGGAUUACUAUAAAACUGAAGAAAUGCUGGUAGGUUAACGAGGCAGCAAGCUGAAAAUGAGUCAUAAGCAAUCUUCAAAAAGUCAAAGUUUUAUUUUAUAUAUCUAUGUUUUCAAGUUCUCCAGGAGCAACCACGUUUAUUUUACAAUACCAUGAGGAGAAAAUCUAAACUUAUACAUCUUUUCUUAUCUUCCUAGAACAGUCCACUCACACAGCAAAGUAACCUACUCUGUUAACCUACAAAUAUUUCAAUUGAAAAACAUUUAAAACCACAAAAAGGUCCAGCUUUCAAAACACAGCAAUCACUUCAGGAUAGGAAACAUAUUAAAUUAGAUCAUCUUCCGUUUUUUAAAGGAAUUCUUCACUUCAUAAAUUUGAAUUUCACUUCA